GUAGCCUGACCUGUCAAAGAGCAUGCAGCCUGCAGGAACCUGCACUGGCCUGCACAGGCUGCAGAGUGCAGUGCGACUCGGUCGCUAGCUCGGUGUGAGAGCAACUUGUGAACUCUUGAGUCUGUACUUGAAAGGGAGAGAGGAGGAGAAGGAGCAGCUGCCGCCAGUGGGGGCGCUGCCAGCACGCAAGUAGAGGGCUUUUCCCGCCCGGAUCCUGGAGGUAAACCCUCCACUUUUGGUCGAUUCAUUUUGCUGGAAAGCAGUAGAUUCAGAACGCAGUCAUGGGUGUUCCAGCCUUCUACCGCUGGCUCAGCCAGAAGUACCCCUUGAUUGUGGAAGAUGUGAUCGAAGAAGCGGAGAGGGAGGUGGACGGCGUGCGCUACCCUGUGGACUUCUCAACACCCAAUCCCAAUGGGCUGGAGUUUGACAACUUGUACCUUGACAUGAACGGCAUCAUCCAUCCUUGCUUCCAUCCGGAAGAUGCGCCCUCCCCCACAACUUUGGACGAGAUUUUCCAGAACAUUUUCACCUACAUCGACCGCCUCUUUGGCAUGGUCCGGCCCCGGAAGCUGAUGUACAUGGCCAUCGACGGGGUUGCUCCUCGGGCUAAGAUGAACCAGCAGAGAUCUCGGCGGUUCCGGGCUGCGCAGGAUGCUGCCGAAGCGGAAGCGGAGGAGGAGCGGUUGAGGAAGGAGUUCGAGGCCCAGGGACAUGUUGUUCCUCCCAAAGUGAAAAAGGAAGCCCCGGACUCCAACGUCAUUACUCCUGGCACAGAGUUCAUGCACAAGCUAUCGGUAGCGCUCCAAUACUAUGUUCACAUGCGAUUAAACAACGACCCUGGCUGGAAAGAUGUGAAGGUCAUCCUGUCGGACGCCAGUGUUCCUGGGGAGGGGGAGCACAAGAUCAUGAACUACAUCAGACUGCAGCGCAACCUGCCAGGCUCCAAUCCAAACACACGACACUGCAUCUAUGGCCUGGAUGCGGAUCUCAUCAUGCUCUCGCUGGCCACGCACGAAGUGCACUUUUCGAUUCUGCGUGAGGUCGUCUUUCUGCCAAACGCUAAGGACAAGUGCUUCCUGUGCGGCCGGGAGGGGCAUCUGGCUGCCGAGUGUGACGGUCAGCCCAAGAGAAAACGGGGGGAUGAGGAGGAACCCAAACUGGAGAUGGCAAAGAAACCCUUCCAGUUUCUGCACAUUUGGACCCUGAGGGAGUACCUGGAGUUCGAGCUGCGAGUUCCAGAUGCGCCCUUCGAGCUCGACAUUGAGCGGCUGAUAGACGACUGGGUGUUCAUCUGCUUCUUUGUCGGCAACGAUUUCCUGCCCCACAUGCCGACGCUGGAGAUUAGAGAGGGGGCAAUCGACCUUCUCAUAACGAUUUACAAGCAGGAGUUUGCUCGGUUAGGGGGCUAUCUGACAGAAGAUGGAGAGGUCAACCUGGGGAGGACCGAGAAGUUCAUCCAAGCGGUGGGGUCGCAUGAGGAUGCCAUCUUUCAGAAGCGGGCAAGACUGCUUUCGAAGCAGAUUGAUCGAUCUCGCCAUCAAAAGAAGCAGCAAAUGCAGAGGCAGAGAGACAGGAAUGGGUCGGGUUUCGCCCCCCCAGCUGAUGGAUUCAUCCCGGUUAAACGCUUUGAGGGCUCCCGGUUAGCAUCGGCCCCCCAGCCCGCCCCACAAUCCGUAGGGGGGUCUAAUCAGCAGUCAAACGGGGCUCCCAGCGAGGGACCCAAGUCAAAUACAGAUGCUGCUAAGGCUCUGAAAGAGAAGCUCUUGGGAAAGAAGCCAUCCGCGCCUCCGCCCGCUAAGUUGUUGAGGGUUGAUGAGACGGACAGCAGCAUUGCGUCGGCGGUGCCUACCAAGGUGGAGGAGAAAGGGAUUGAUGAGGAACUGGACGUGGCGGAGGAGAUCAAAGUGAAGCUCAAGACGAGGAUUACGGAGGCGGCAGACAACCUCGACACAAUGGAUGACGACAAGAUCCGGCUUGGGGAGGAGGGCUGGAAGGAGCGCUACUACUCCGAGAAGUUUGGUGCCAAAACGGAAGAGGAGCGCGAGGAGAUCAGGAAAGACGUUGUGCUGCGAUACUGCGAGGGUCUGGUGUGGGUGAUGCGGUACUACUAUCAGGGCGUGUGCUCCUGGACCUGGUACUACCCGUACCACUACGCACCAUUCGCUUCCGACCUGCGUGACCUGGAGGAGCUGGAGAUCACCUUCUUCAUGGGCAAGCCCUUCAAGCCCUUCGACCAGCUCAUGGGCGUCUUCCCCGCAGCCAGCUCUCACGCACUCCCCAAGGCCUACCGACCGCUCAUGUCCAACCCCAACUCACCGAUCGUCGACUUCUAUCCCAAAGACUUCAAGGUGGACAUGAACGGCAAGCGGUUUGCGUGGCAGGGGGUUGCGCUGCUGCCCUUCAUCGAGGAGGACAGGCUGCUGGAGGCGAUUUCGACGGUCGAACACACGCUGACGGACGAGGAGCGGCGGCGGAACACGACCCUGUCUGAGUUCCUGUUCCUGCACUCGGCCCACUCCUUGGCGCCCUUCGUCUACUCCUUCUACGACAGGUGUGGUCACUUGCCGGCGGCGUCCGCCGAACGCGCCAAGGCGAGCGAGGCGAUUGAUCCAGCCAUGAGUGGGCACAUGAACGGAUCUAUGUUCCUGUGCGAGGGCGACGCGUGCCCCGUCGUGUUUCCGGCCCCAAUCAAGAACAUGGGCAACGUCAACAACAACCAAGUCCUGUCCUUUAUCUAUGCCAACCCGCCGUACCACCGGCACGUGUCAAGGCCGCCUCCGGGAGUCGUCAUCCCGGAAAAGAAAAUCCGGGAAGAAGACGUCCAGCCUCCGAAACCUCUCUGGCAUCAAGAUCGGGGUGGAGGAAGAGGAAGAGGGAACGGAAGCGACCAGAGAGCCCCAGUCCAGAACGGCGUCUAUGGUCACCAGCUCGCCGCCGGGGCGCACCGCAUGGUCCUCAACAGCAUAGGCCGCGGCAGCGCAGAAGCCCUAGCGUAUCUUCAGCAGCGCCAGCAGGGGGGCGGCCAGCAGCUCGCGCAGCAGUUUGGCAGCAUGAACUUCCCGCGGCCGCAGCCCCCGGGGGGCGGGAUCCUGGGCAUCCCCUCCCCCUACCAGCAGAUGCAGCCGCAGUAUAACCAGCCCGGGUUAGGCUAUAACCAGCCCCAGUUUGGCGCGCCAGGGUUUGCGGCUGCCGGCAGGGGUCAGGCCCAGGGGGCGUUCCAACAGAACCCCUACGUCCCAACGCCGAUCAUCUUGCCCCGCCCGAACUUUCAAGCCCCGCCUGCGCGGCCUGGGUGUCAGGGGCAGCAGCAGACUCGGCCCGGUUUCCAGGGGCAGCAAGCGCGGCCGGCGUACCAGCAGGCCGCGCCCAGUUACCAGGGACAGGUGCCCGUCCCACAGCCCUAUCCAGCCACGCAGGGAGGCCAGGGGAGGGGGUAUGGGACUGGGGUUAGCAGUGCGGGCGCGCCCGGGUUUGGGGGCGGGGCUGUUUACCAACAGGUGCAGCAGCAGAGCUGGGGGAGAGGCGGGGGCGGAGUGGCCGCGGUGGCAGGCAGUGGUCAGCAGUAUGUGGCGGGACGAGGCGGCGCUGCGGGGGCGAGGCCGCCAGCGCAGCAGGGGGGGAACCAGUACGCGCCGCUCGACAGGAGGCAAUCGCAGCAAGGCCAGCAGCAGCAGGGGCGGAGAUAUUGAAAUGUGGGUUGGUAGUGUGGUGACGUUAUGGGUAGGGGUGUGAGAGGUUUGCAAGCAGAAUAACGGUGGCCACUUCUUCAAGGAUCGCUGCUGAGGUGAUGUAUGAGGUAGUUCCUUAGGGCUCAGGACCCCGCUUUCUAAAGGGGUUGAUGGGCGGAGUAUCAAAAGCAGGACGAUGUAGGCUUCAUGUUGAGGACCGGCCGUCAAGAGCUGGCUGUGCGAGAGGGAUGGCCACACUAAUUCGACUGAGCGUCAAAUGGGUGUUAACUUCUCUCUUAAAGAGCGACUUUCUGCGGUUUUGAAAACGCUGGCAGCAAACACUUUGUGGUGUUUGCGUGCCGAGUCCCACGUUCCUGUUGUUCUUUGUCCGAGU
Molecule: messenger RNA, 4062 nt
Organism: Klebsormidium nitens
Lineage: Eukaryota; Viridiplantae; Streptophyta; Klebsormidiophyceae; Klebsormidiales; Klebsormidiaceae
Source: the annotation of a GenBank genome assembly